AAGAGCAUGUCAUGACAUCCUGUCCAAGCUAAACCUGGAGUGGCACAGAAGCAGGAAGCUCAGGCUGAGCAAUCUCCAGGAAAUCAGUACAGAGAGUAUAGAGAUCGGGGCUCCUCACACAUUAGGGGAUUUACCGUGGCAUUUCCUGAGGAAGGUCAUGGCUCUGAGUGGGAUGGCCAGAAACACAAGUCUUGGGCAUCAGGCACCAGAGGAAGGAAUCAGUGAGGAUGAGGAGGAGCUGGAUAGUGGGGACAGUAUUUUCCAACUUAGUGACCCUGGCCCUACUGAGUCUCUGAAUCCCCUCGAUGUUCUCUGUGCCGUUCUGCUUUGCUCAGACAGUUUCCUGCAGCAGGAGAUCCUGUCCAGAAUGUCCAUGUGCCAGUUUGCCCUCCCUCUGCUGCUACCUGCCCUCGACACCCCCAGGUGUGCCCUAAUGCUGUGGGCCAUGAGGGACAUUGUGAGGAAGUGGAGGCCACACUCCCUGGCACAGAGCAGAGGAUUCAGAGAGGAGAGCCUGGUGCUCACGUCAAUGUCAACCAUUUCCUUUGUCCGGAUGGGGAGCUGCAGGUUCUCCAAGUCCAGACUCCUCAAUGAGGUUUUCAGCCCCUCCCAGCAGCACCACAAUUUCUUUAUCCACUGGGACAUGGAGUCUGGGAACCUCCCUCGGGAAUUGGCAGAUGAGCCGGUUGAGAUUUCCUGGUAUUUCCCUGGUGGGAGGGAGAAUUCAGAUCUUUUCCCAGAGCCCGUUGCAGUUACAAACCUGCGCGGAGACAUUGAGUCGCUCCAGCUGCAGUUCAGCUUUUUAACAGAGGUCUCCUCAGCAGUGUUCAUAGUUACUAAGAGCAUCAACGAGAGACAAUACGCGCUUUUAUCAUCUCUGCAGGAAUCAGCCACUACUUCAUCCUCAAUGCCCUGGCGGACAAACACAAUGAAUCACUUGAAGAACUUGCGAAGUUGGCUCCUGUCUUAAAACUGGAUAAAUCCCAUGUGCUGGAGAAUGUGAACACCAGAACUAAUGUGCAGCUUGUAAAGAAGCUUCAGUCCACCAUAGGCAUCAUAAUGAUGUCUGCUAACAAGAGUAUCAGUAUUGCAGCCAUGGCUGUGAUAGUACGUAAACUAGGAAUCCAGGUAGAUGAAGAUUAUGAACAAUGUCAGAGCACAAGCAACUGGGCUAAAG
Molecule: messenger RNA, 1177 nt
Organism: Gopherus evgoodei (Goodes thornscrub tortoise)
Lineage: Eukaryota; Metazoa; Chordata; Testudines; Testudinidae
Product: up-regulator of cell proliferation-like
Exons: 1
Coding region: 158-970 (270 amino acids)
Source: RefSeq, a predicted model, not a curated record